This is a messenger RNA of Colius striatus (speckled mousebird), 6940 nucleotides long. RefSeq names its product unc-51 like autophagy activating kinase 1 (gene ULK1). The coding region runs from base 377 to 3685 and encodes 1102 amino acids. Gene Ontology annotation, molecular function: ATP binding; protein serine/threonine kinase activity. The record is from RefSeq and is a predicted model, not a curated record. The transcript is spliced from 29 exons. Gene Ontology annotation, biological process: positive regulation of autophagy; autophagy; peptidyl-serine phosphorylation. Lineage: Eukaryota; Metazoa; Chordata; Aves; Coliiformes; Coliidae. Gene Ontology annotation, cellular component: cytoplasm; autophagosome.
CGGUCGUGGUCCUGGCUCGAGCUCUUUCCUCUCGUCCGCGCAGUGUUCCGCGGCGCUUUGUCUGGGCCCGGGCGGGCGGCGAGACUCCCGGGAUAGCCGCGGCCCCGCUCUGUACAAACGGUCGAGGGGCUCAGGCGGCCUUUAAGGUGGACUCGCGCUUAAGGUGGACCGCUCCCGUAAAGUGGACUAGGCGUUAAGGUGGUUCGCGCUUAAGGUGGACUCUCCGCGAAGCCGCGCCUGCGAGGCGGGGAGGGCCGGGGCUUGGCAUGGAGAGCCCCGCCUGAAGCCGCCGCCGCAGGAACCGCGGCGGUCCGUCCUGAGGAAGAGAUGGGGAAGGCCCGCUGCUGAGGAGCCAGCUUCACCCCGGCCUCUAACAAUGACCAGCUCUCGGCCGUUCUGCAGGAAGAGGCAACCCAUGGACGAGGGCGAGGGAGCUCCUUCAUCACCGCCAUCCUCCUCCUCCUCGUCCCUUUGCAGCUCUGAAGCCGUCCCGGCCGCAGUCUCCCCGCCGGCUCCGGGGUCCCCCCGGCGCAGCGCCAUGGAGACAGUGGGAAAGUUUGAGUUCAGCAGGAAGGACUUGAUCGGGCACGGAGCCUUCGCCGUCGUCUUCAAGGGCAGGCACAGAGAGAAACCUGAGCUGGAAGUAGCUGUGAAAUGCAUUAACAAGAAAAACCUUGCAAAAUCUCAAACGCUGCUGGGCAAGGAAAUAAAAAUACUUAAGGAACUGAAACAUGAAAACAUCGUUGCCUUGUAUGACUUCCAGGAACUGGCAAACUCUGUCUACUUGGUUAUGGAGUACUGUAAUGGUGGUGACCUGGCAGACUAUCUUCACACGAUGCGAACGCUUAGUGAAGACACCAUCAGGCUUUUUCUCCAGCAGAUAGCGGGUGCCAUGAAAAUGCUGCACAGCAAGGGCAUCAUCCAUCGGGACCUGAAACCACAGAAUAUCCUCCUUUCCUACUCUGGGGGCAGGAAAUCCAAUCCCAAUAACAUUCGCAUAAAGAUUGCUGACUUUGGGUUUGCCCGAUAUCUCCAGAAUAACAUGAUGGCAGCAACGUUGUGUGGUUCACCAAUGUACAUGGCACCAGAAGUAAUUAUGUCUCAACACUACGAUGCCAAAGCUGACCUCUGGAGUAUAGGAACCAUCAUUUAUCAGUGUCUAACAGGAAAGGCGCCUUUUCAGGCCAGCAGCCCACAGGAUCUUCGCCUCUUCUAUGAGAAAAACAAGAUGCUGAUGCCCAACAUCCCCAGGGAGACAUCAAGCCACCUGAGGCAGCUGCUACUGGGACUUUUGCAGCGUAAUCAUAAGGACCGCAUGGACUUUGAUGAGUUUUUCCAUCACCCAUUCUUGGAUGCAAGUGCCUCUAUGAAAAAAUCUGCUUCCGUGCCAAUGCCUUCCUAUCCCAGUUCAGGCUCCGGUAGUUCCUCCAGCAGCUCUUCUACUUCCCACUUGGCAUCACCUCCUCACACUCUUGGAGAGAUGCAGCAGCAGCUGCAGGAGAAGGCACUGGCAUCUCCUACCCAGGAUUCCCCCGGCUUCCUACAUGGAUCUAAGGACUCUGCUGGAAGCAGCAGUAAGAAUUCAUCCUGCGACACAGAUGACUUCGUUAUGGUCCCAGCACAGUUCUCAAGUGAUUUAACUGCUGAGGCUGCAGGAGGGAAACCAAUCCAGGACAGCCUGAUGUACAGCGGGAGUUCUCUGGUAACUUCAGCAGGUUUGGAAAGCCAGGGAAGGACACCAUCUCCAUCACCACCGUACAGCAGUUCUCCUAGCCCGUCCAGCCGGCCAGGGCAGUUUUCUAGCAGCAAGUACGGCCCCUCGGUGCCCAUCCCCGUGCCCACGCAGAUCCACAACUACCGGCGCAUCGAGCAGAACCUGCAGUCUCCCCAUCAAUACUCCUCUCCUCGGUCUGCUACGGUCCGAAGGUCUAGCAGUACAAGUCCUCUUGGUUUUCCUAAAACUGGUGCUUCCCCUCCUUAUCCUGGAGAGCAUGGAUCUGUGCCCAGCUCGAGAAAGCUCUGCUUUGGUGGUGCCAAGCCCUUCCUGCCAUCACCACAAGUUGGAACAAUCCCAGAGCAGCCCAGCCAGACUGUUAUCCCAUCUUCUCUUGGAGCAGAUGUGAGAGGCCGGAUUCCCGUUGCUGGUUCCUCGGCGCCUGAACACUCUCCACGAGGGAUGGGCUCCCGGCUCCACAGUGCUCCCAACCUGUCAGAUUUGCAUUCCUGCAGGCAGAAGAUAACCAAGCAACACUCUGAUCCUCUUGUUGCUCACUUUGGUCACACUCCAGUCAGCCAGCCUCUGCAGAUUCAUGGUUUGCAGCACUGCCGCCAGCUCAGAUCCUCACCGAAGCUGUCCGAGUUCAUGCAGAGAAGCCCUUUGCCAACUAUAAUGGGCUCCCCUACAAAGGCUGUGUCACCGUUUGAGUUUCCCAAAACCCCAAGUUCCCAGAAUCUCCUCACCCUCUUGGCCCAUCAGGGAGUCAUGAUGACUCCGACAAGGAACAAGACCUUGCCAGAUCUGAAGGAGAUGGGUCAUUUCCACUGCCAGCAAGCAGGCUUGGGGCUGAGACCUGUGGAAGAGGUCAAGGGCAGAUCUCUGAGCACAGGCAGACUCACUGACCUGCUGCUGAAGGCAGCCUUUGGGGCACAGAUCUCAGAAGCUGGCAGCAACGACAGCCUGAACAAUGAGAAGCCCAUGGAAAUUGCAGCUCCCUCAGGUGCUUGUGGAGGGACCCUGCACUCCGGUGCCCGGGCUGGGGGCUCUGCCAGCCCAUCCCCAGUGAUUUUUACUGUCGGAUCCCCUCCCAGUGGAACAACCCCCCCACAGACCAUGAGGACCAGGAUGUUUUCAGUGGGGUCUUCCAGCUCUCUGAGUUCUGGAGGCUCGUUCACCAGCAGGCACUUGGCAGUGGGCACUGGUGGGGAGGCUGUGGAAGGCCCCUCGAGUCUUCGCUACGCUUUUGCUGAUCCCAUCACCGCCAACCUGGAAGGUGCUGUGACAUUUGAGGCACCAGAGCUGCCUGAAGAGACGCUCAUGGAGCAAGAGCACACGGACAUCCUGCGCAGCCUCCGCUUCACCUUGGCCUUCGUGCACUACGUGAUGGAGAUCGCGGCCCUCAAGGGCUCCAGCGAGAUGAGCAGCUCGGUGACAGCCGAGUACCAGCUCCAGGAGAGCGUGGUGGCCGACCAGAUCAGCCUCCUCAGCCGGGAGUGGAGCUACGCGGAGCAGCUGGUGCUGUACCUGAAAGUGGCAGAGCUUCUGUCCUCGGGGCUGCAGAUGGCAAUAGAGCAGAUCAAAGCUGGCAAGCUCUGCCUCUCCUCCACUGUCAAGCAAGUUGUGAAGAAGCUGAAUGAGCUUUAUAAAUCCAGUGUAUCAUCCUGCCACUGCCUCAACAUGAGACUCCAGAGGUUCUUCUUGGACAAGCAGAAGCUCAUGGAUCGGAUCAACAGCAUCACUGCAGAGAAGCUCAUCUUCAGCUACGCUGUGCAAAUGGUGCAGUCUGCAGCCCUGGAUGAGAUGUUCCACCACAGAGAGGACUGUGCACAGAGGUACCACAAGGCUCUACUGCUGAUGGAGGGGCUCCUGAAUAUCAUCACUGAGCAGGGGGACAUAGAAAACAUCAAUAAAUGUAAGCUGUGCAUCGAGCGCAGGCUGUCAGCGCUGCUGUCGGGGUUCUGUGCCUGAUGUCAGCGGUGUUCCUCACACACCUCGCCCCAGCUGGUCACUUUGUGUCCAACGGCCUACUGCUGUGGUGGGAAACGAUUUUGGCAGUAGGAGCCCUGGAGGAUGAGCUGCUCAACGUGUUGUGCUUUUGACGUUUUGGGAAGUUGGUUCCAUGGACUCGGGUGCCUUCGUGGGGACGUGUGACUGCAGCAAGCACAAACGCUUCCCUGCACAAAGGCCUGGGCGACAACGGAGGCGCUGUGGAAAGAUUUCCCUUGCUGGCAGAGGAGGUGAAGGAUAGAAGUCUGCUUCUUCCCAGCACUUUGAAGGAUGAGACUGCUGCCCAUCUCUUGCUUAUGAACAGGGUAUUCCAGUGCUGUGUCCAUUGCGGGCAAUGGACGUGCUGAAACUGCCGGCUUCAGUUCCUGUUGGAGGGUGUCAUUCAGAAACCAAGGCCAGUUUGUGUACUGUCUCCUGCCCAGCUGAGAGCCAGGCACCUUCAAGCUCCCUGGCACCCCUGGGCUCCCCUCCUUUCUCUCUGUGUCCCUCCUCCCUCGUGCCCACACCUUAGGGCGCUGGCCGAGCACGGCGCAGAGCCCAUCCCCUCCUUCUUGCCUGAGCGUGGCCUGAGUACUCCCACCUCUGCACACUUCCCAGGGAAGGCCAAGGCCAUGUCUGCCGUGGGAAAGGCCGUGGCUGCCACGUGGACUCUGCCUGGAUGGGUCAGGAACGCAGAGGGAGAGACUCUGCACAGGAAGCGGGACGACAGAAAGCGUAACGCUCCUGUGUGUGGAAGCAGCCUAACAAAUCCGCUCCUCCCUCAAGGCCCCGAGCUCAGCGGGGUUGAGGUGAGAGACUCCUGGCUGUUGGGCUUGGCUUGUCCUUACAUAUCUACCAGGGGAAGCAUUAGCACUGUCCUGCUUUCAGCUGUUGGCUCAUAACCCUCUUCCUGGAGCCCUCACCCCCCCCACACCCCCAACCCGAAAACACUAGCUUUGUGAAUCAAAGGAGCACUUUACACACUAUGGGAACUUUGAGGAGUUAACUUUGCAUCACACAACAACCCAGGAACAUCACGACUGUUAGGAAUGCUGUUCUUUUUGUUCCUUUCCUUUCUUCCUGGUUGUUUUAUUGCACUACGUGUGUGCGGAUAUGAAUCUGUAUUCCUAAGGGGGAGUAUGUAGUGGUAGAUCCAUGGUUUGUGUGUAACUGUACGUAUUUAACUGUACUGUAUCUUGUGAGUGUGAGGCAAAAAGCACUGCAGAGCCUGUGCUGUUCCUCCUCCACACCAGGCAAAGCUGACUUGCAGUCUGGCAGUACCAAGAUUUGUUUUGUUUUGGGUUUGUAUGUUUUUUUGGGGGGGUAAUUUAAAUGUUCUUUUAAGGACAGUCAAUACACAGCUCCAGUGCUUUGUGAGAGCUCAACAGCAGGCGUUAAGGCCCUACACACUUACACUUGGAAAUGCAUCUUGUUUUUUAAGAAGUUUUAUUUGCUGCUUCAUGUGUUGGUUUGUUUUGUUGGUUCAUUUCGUUGAGGGUUUGUUUUUUUUAUAUAUAUGUAUAAAGAGAUCUGGUAGGGUUCAUUUUUACAUUCAGCAUUUCUUUUAGAGGAGACUCUGUAGCCAAACGAGACUGCGGGGUGCGAGUGGCUGGAGCUUCAAUGAGGCUCUGGGUGUGCUAAGUGUGUGUAUGAGGGGCUGCAGCUGCCUGCCUGAGAGUGUGUGUGUGUGCCUGUGUGUGUGUGAGUGUGCGUGCCUGUGCGUGUGUCUCUUAAUUUAUCAGAGUCGUGGCAGUAUUUUGUUAGCGCUGGGCAGAAAAGUACCUUUGAAAGCAACUUGAAACCUCAGGCGUUGGUUUGGGGGUUCUAAAACAGUUUUGCACACGGUGGUUAAGUCCUCAUUGCUUUUUUUCCUCUUGACAUUGGCACAUUCUCAGUGUGAUACUUCUACCAGGGUUUCAGGAGCAACUUAAUUGGCUUUGGAGCUGGCGUCGCCUUUGGCAACGCGGGUGUUUCUGGUGACAGCAGAAAUGCCAAUAAAGAAGUUUUUAGUGUUUCCCAUUGCCCCAGCUGGGGAAGUUAGUGUAGCUGGAGUGUAGCUUUCACAAACACUUCAGUCUUGGGCUGCUGUCACAUCCUAUGUCCACAGCCUGCUGCUGCUACUGCCGCUGCAGCUGUUUGUGCUUGUGCCUGGGGAAAAAAAAGACAGAAACAAACCAGAACCAACCAACCGACCCCUCAGCCUGUGAACAGAAAUGCCGAGGAGACCCAGACUGCUUCUGCAAGGCUCUUGCCAGCUCUGCCAAGGGCUCGUGGUGCCGCAGGAGGCAGCGGGAAAGCGCUCAAGGCAGGACAAGACUCUGCGGCGCUGACCCCCACAGCCCCCUCCCCUGGCAGAGCAUGGGAUGGGAAAGCUCAGCACUAACCUUCCAGCUGUACUUCAUUACUUGAAUGUAUGAAAACUGUCCACAUUCGAUGCAUACAAGUAUAUAUUGCUCCAAAAAAAACCCCCCACCCCACAGUGGUUUACAGACCUGCAACCAAUCUGUAUGUAUGUGUUUGUGUAUAUACAUCCAAGGAUGCGUGGGUGUGUGUGUGGGGAUGCACACACAAACACAAACGUGUGUAUAUAUAUACAUGGGUUUUUUUUCUCUCAAUACUUGAAACUUAGCCACUGUGCUUGAAAUAAAAAUGAAAACAAAAAAAAAAUCACAAAAAAAAACACACAGAAAAAAAAUACCCCAAAAAAGGGGUAAAAAAACCCACCCCACAACAAAGCACCAGAAAAACCAAUCAGACAAGUGAGUUAUUUUGCCAUCACUUUGGUGACUUUCUUUUUUUUAUCUAAUUGCAUGUAGUGUGAAACCAACUGGGUUUUUUUUUUGGUGAGAAAAAGAAACUAUUUAUUGCUUUGUAGACAAUAAGGUAUGCAGAAAAAUAUCCAAAAAAGAGGAGAAAAAAAAAAGACAGAAACCACCCCAAAAGCCACCCCCCUGCCCGUUGUUGAAGUUGCUAGUUGUAGUCCACCUGCGAGUGUCAUGGCUUUGUUACUGUUGCAGCGUUUGUGUCUGGCGUCUUUAGUAGAUUUCGAGCAACCUCAGCCUAAGAAACGCGUAUCUGCAGGUUUGUGAGGGCGUGUGAUGAUGUUCUGUACAAGGUAAUGCUUGAGACUUUGUCAGUGGUUUUUUUUAAUUUGUGUUUUGUGUGACUUUUUCUCUUUUUUUGGCUUUAAAUUGUACACCACCAAUUUAUGAAAAUAAAAUGGAUUUGAAAUUGUUA